Thermothielavioides terrestris NRRL 8126 is the source of this 489-nucleotide messenger RNA. RefSeq lists its product as uncharacterized. The transcript has 7 exons. Bases 1 to 489 code for a protein of 162 amino acids. NCBI's taxonomy places the organism in Eukaryota, Fungi, Ascomycota, Sordariomycetes, Sordariales, Chaetomiaceae. The record is from RefSeq and is a predicted model, not a curated record.
AUGGCUAAACGAAAACCGAGCUUCGCUAGCUGUGCUCUGAACCGGACAGAUAGUGACCAAGUACGGCUAUUCGGUGACCGAAACUUCUAUAGUAUUCGGAUAUAUGUAUGUAAAAAGCAGUUCGAAGACGGCACCUUCUUAUACCAUAGCGAGAUCAUAGUGAUAGGAGACGACGAAGACGCUAACCUUUACUAUGAGAUGCUAGAGAAGAUUAGGUACAUUCUUGUCGACGAAUAUAAUAUCGAAGCCAAGGACGAGGAGUCGGAAGACGAGGAAGCUAACAGUUUUUACUACUUUAAGGACAAGCUUGAUACAUUGGACAAUACGAACCUAGGCGAGCUAGGCACUGAGGUUUACUUUGAUAUAGGUAGCAACGCUAACCUCGUCGAUAAGGAGUUUAUCUCCAAAUGGGCUAAGAACCUACGUUGGAUCGAUGUGAAGCCGCACUUUGUUAAAGGCGUUGGAGCCUAUACCGAAGUCAAGAAGUAA